GCGCCGGUGACCCCGGGAGGUAGGGACAUAGGUAGGCGGUUGGACGGUGUCGCGGCUCGCCGCCUACGGUCCCGCGACCCUUCCUCCUUCCCUUCUCCACCCCGGCGCCACGAUGCCGCAGUUCCAGACCUGGGAGGAGUUCAGCCGCGCCGCCGAGAAGCUAUACCUCGCUGACCCGAUGAAGGCGCGUGUGGUUCUUAAAUACAGGCACACUGAUGGGAGUCUGUGUGUGAAAGUAACAGACGAUGUAGUUUGUCUGGUGUACAGAACGGACCAAGCUCAAGAUGUAAAGAAGAUUGAGAAAUUCCACAGUCAACUAAUGCGACUUAUGGUAGCCAAGGAGUCCUGAAGUGUUGCCAUGGAAACAGACUGACUGGUUUAAGAUGAAGACUCAUGUUUUAGGAAGUAAAUAUCUUGAAUUUGAGCAAAUUUUGGAAUAGAACAUGCUUUAUGUAACUGA
Messenger RNA from Echinops telfairi (small Madagascar hedgehog), 460 nucleotides. Its product is annotated as signal recognition particle 9 kDa protein. Gene Ontology annotation, molecular function: 7S RNA binding. NCBI's taxonomy places the organism in Eukaryota, Metazoa, Chordata, Mammalia, Afrosoricida, Tenrecidae. Gene Ontology annotation, cellular component: signal recognition particle, endoplasmic reticulum targeting. The transcript has a single exon. The record is from RefSeq and is a predicted model, not a curated record. Gene Ontology annotation, biological process: negative regulation of translational elongation; SRP-dependent cotranslational protein targeting to membrane. Bases 113 to 349 code for a protein of 78 amino acids.